This is a messenger RNA of Megalopta genalis, 1020 nucleotides long. RefSeq lists its product as uncharacterized. The record is from RefSeq and is a predicted model, not a curated record. Lineage: Eukaryota; Metazoa; Arthropoda; Insecta; Hymenoptera; Halictidae.
CGAUGUUGUGUAGUACAUACAUAUGUGCUGCCGCCUAUGACAGCAACGUGCCAAACUCGAAUAUAUAUAUAAUUCAGAGCAGUAAAACAUAUUGUACAUAAAUAGCAUAGAUGUUCUAUUUACAGUGGUAUUGGUCACUUAUCUUUCUAACCUAACCAUUCUCGAGGAAUGAAAGGAAUCAAUGAAAAAAAGUCACUCAUUCGAGUCUAAAAGGUUUUCGUGCACCGCUGAUUUGAAAUUGCAAUCGCAUGGAACUUUUCAUUCAGCAUAAUAUAUCUCGCAACUCGAGAUUAAUCUCGCUGAGAAGCAAGGUGUUCGUGAAUAAAAGGUGACCAUGGUUUGUCCCAGUGGUGUUAUAGCGCACCUUGCCAAAUUAAUUGUGACAAUUGGUUGCAUAAACACUAUCAGCAACCCGUAUAGUAAAGCAAGUGUCUGGUCACUUCGUGCCUUCCAAACUCUACUUUCACACUCCGUCAUAGGGAUUCUUAGGUUUGGAGCUCCAUGCAUCUCAUCAGCAACUACUUUAGUAAAGUACCUAAGGAUUUUCUACGAUUGGUACUCCAAGGUCGUUGAUGUUGCACCUUUGGCACUGUUUACCACUGGUAUCCUAAACGAAUAUGGAAUUAACGAAACGGUUUGGCUCAUAGUACUUUCCUUUGGCGUUUUACCAAUAUUUUUCCAGCUGCAGACAAAACGAAAAGAAAGACAAAUAAGAAGGCAUCAGUUGUUACAAAAUAUUGCUUCCACGUUACAGCUGUUAAUGAUUGCAUUGGUAGGGUUGCAAAACGCUAAUUAUAAUGUUAUCAGUCUGGUCGCUUCCUUCGUUUUCGAACGAUUUUUCAUCGACGAGUUUUGCUACUACUACGAUAUUCCAAGUACUGAUUUAACCCAAUAUUCUCUUUGUUUCAUAGAAAUUUUUAUGGUAUUAACCUUGAAUGAACUGUGAAUAAUAUUAAUAUAUUGAACAGUUACUGCAUUUUUAUACCCUUGAAGAAAAGAAUAAACAGAUUUUUCAAUUUA